UGCAACGUUUAUCAAGCGUAUUCUCUUGUUACUGUGCGCCGCGUAUCUGAUGCACGCGGUCAUUGUUCACAUGUGCUAUUGUAUCGCUAGCCAAUCGCAUGCCUCGGCUGCACCCAUGCUCCCUUUAUAAGGCGAAGCCACUGAAUCGUUGUUCUCUGUUAUGUUCAUGUUGCUGUCCGAAUAAAUACUUGACUUCACGGCGUCUCUGGUCAACAUGGCGACGAAGAUGGGAUCGUUCGGGCAGAAGCAAUGACCAAGCCUGAGGAAACGGCAACGGCGCCACGGCAAGCGAGGACAUCAGUGAUGACCAACACCCUGGGAUCUUUGGCCGAGUUCUGCCCAGACUCUGGCAAUAUCGAAGUCUACCUGGAAAGGUUCGACCUGUAUGCAACCGCCAAUGGAAUAGACUCAAGUAAGAAGUUGCAAGUCUUCUUAACAAUCCUGGGUGAAAAGGCUUACGUGACUCUGCGUAGCCUGCUGCUGCCGAAGAAACCAACGGAAGUCAAGUACGAAGAAGCUACAGAAGCUCUCCGAAAGCACUAUGCUCCAAAACGGUCAGUGGUUACCGAACGGUAUCACUUCUACCAGCGAAAGCAAGAGCCGGACGAAAGCCUAAAACAGUUCAUCGUCGAGCUGAAAAGACUGGCUGCAACGUGCUCGUUUGGAAGCUUUUUGGAAGAAGCGCUCCGGGAUCGACUGAUUGCUGGACUCGGGACGGAUUCGAUUCGAUGCCGCCUUCUUGCCUUGUCAGACGACGAAGUCACCUGGGAGCGAGUAUGCAAGAUUGCCACCGCCUUGGAAACGGCCCAGAAAGACACCCGAGAAAUGCUACCGGAGGGGUCAACCGCCAGUCCUGCCGACGUUUACUGGCAUCGGGAGCCCACCACGCAAGGCAGGCGACAUGCGACGAAGACCGCUAGCAGCGAGCAGCGUGCCCCCCAAAACGGUCCAAGGAAGCAACGUGGGAAAGGCAUUGUUCGCGCCUGUCAUAGAUGCGGCGGACUGCACGCGCCAGUGAGUUGUCCUUUUCUCAAAAGUACCUGCUUCAAAUGCUCGAAGCCAGGGCAUGUAGCGAAAAUGUGCAAAACUAAGGUCGUGCACAAAGUUGAGGAGACCUUGCCGUCAACAGACUUGCUGACUGUUAGUACGACUAACCAAGUUCAUAGCUCUCCGCCUAUUGUGCUUAAAGUAAAAGUAAACGGCAAGGAGAUUCCGAUGGAACUAGACACGGGAGCAGCUGUGACCAUAAUGUCUGAAAGAGACUUUGAUGAAAAUUUUCCAAAUUACCCAUGUUCCAAAGACGACGUGCGUCUAGGCGUGUAUAAUGGCACUGCACUCAAAGUGAAAGGCGUAGCAAAGGUCAAUGUGUCUUAUCAGAACCGAAGCUACGAUCUGCCUCUGAUAGUCGCAAAGCAAGAAAAUGAAGCCCGCAUGCCGACGCUUUUAGGUCGAGAUUGGAUGACUACACUAAAAGUUGACCUGCAAAAUGCUGUUCAGCAGUUGCAACGUGACGUGGAUAACGUACAGGAGGGCAGGCAGAUGGUAGCAGCGGAAGCUGAAAAGAAGUUGAAACAGUUGUACGGUGAUGUGUUUGGGCCGGGCUAUGGUUCUAUCAAAGGAUUCACUGGUAGUAUACGAAUGAAAACCGAUGUGCAUCCAACUUUUUGUAAGGCGAGACCAGUACCAUAUGCCUUGCGCGAACAAGUGGAGAAUGAAUUGUGUGACCUUGAGAAAGCUGGUGUGGUGUACAGAGUCAGGCACAGUGAUUGGGCUACACCGCUAGUUAUCGUGCCAAAGAAAACAGGAAAAGAAAUUAGGAUAUGUGGCGAUUACAGAGUCACGGUCAAUCGGGAUACUGAACUUGACCACUAUCCACUGCCUCUGCCAGAAGACAUAUUCGCGUCACUGGUUGGAGGGACCGUGUUCACCUUACUAGAUUUGUCGAAGGCUUACCUACAGCUUGAGCUGGAUGAGCAGGCACAGCAACUGCUCACGGUGAAUACGCACAUGGGACUUUUCAGGUUCCGGCGAUUGCCGUACGGAGUGGCAAGCGCACCCGCACUGUUUCAGGCCGUGAUGGACCAGGUUUUACAAAACAUACCUGGGACAGCCUGUUACCUGGACGAUGUGUUAAUAGCAGGUAAAAACCUGACGGAGUGCUAUCACCGUUCCCAGAAAGCUGCAGCAGUCGUGCUGAAAUGUCUGCUGAAUGUGGCGGCUGUUGGAACUGCUUCCAUCUCCCAAGCCUAG
This is a messenger RNA of Dermacentor albipictus, 2250 nucleotides long. Lineage: Eukaryota; Metazoa; Arthropoda; Arachnida; Ixodida; Ixodidae. The record is from RefSeq and is a predicted model, not a curated record.